AUGCUUGGAUGCACCCUUACUCACACACCGUGUCCGAAUCCAUCUAUACCAACUACUCGCAUACUCGCCGCGACACUACUCACCAUCAUCAUUUUCUCUCUCACCAUCCACAUCCACACACAUGGCCUUACCCCCGUGAUCACCACACACUGCCGCCCCCCCGAACCCCAUCCCACAGGGCGCGACCCUCCCCAACACACAGACGUCGUUCCCGACCGGCAUCAUUCUUAUCCAUCAUAUCUCCCUCCAACCAACACACCCAGCAACAGCCCACGCCUAACAAGCAAUGUCGCCGACGCCCGGCGCGGGGCCGGACGACCCGUCCGACUCUCGUCGCAGCUCGGGCUCAGCUCGGGCUCUUCCCAAUCCACUACCGCCUUCGCCACCCCGCCAUCAUCCCCAAAGCUCAACACGAGUAUCUCACGCAUCCCAAAGCUUGCCCCGUCUCCCGUUGAGAAUGCACUGAGCCGCUCAUCUAGCUCAGGUGACAAGAGGUCCAACGCCCCUGCGCCUACUCAUGCGCCAGGACCAGCGCCGCCGCACUUCCCUGCCGCCCAAAGUCCCUCGUCUCUCCCCGUCCCGGUCCACAACAAGCUGCUCGCACGCAAGUCCAUGUCGGCCGCAAUCCCGCACUCAUCCAGGCGCUACUCGCAGUACGUCGCCAAGAACGGACCGAGCCCGUCGUCCUCGAUUCCGACUGCGAUUCCUGUUUUCAGAGGAGGAGGAGGAGGCUCAAGUUCGGGCAACGUAAGCAGCUCUGUCACGCCAACUCCUUCCCCUGUACCCAGUUCCAGCACGGCGGCCACGGGGCGGGCUGGUAUCGGCAGGGGUGCGUCCCCCGCGUCUUCGUCUGCGUCGGCCAUGCGACGGACGUCUUCUGCAGAGGGAAGGCGUGCCGCAAGGACGCACCAUCGAGAAGGGCAUGCUCCACCAAUGCCACCUCCACUGCCGCCCGGGGCUGCACCGCCGCUCGCAAGUGUUGCAGGCACGAGCACGACGUCGUCGCCUUCGCCCAGCAGCGGGAUCCCAAGAAGACAAAAGUCUUCGUCUUCCUUGGGACGGCGCAAGUCACACAUUCCCACCUCAAACUUGACUCCUUCGCCCCGUGCGCGCCCCAUGUCGGUCAAGCCGCCAGCGCGCGUGUCGUCGGCGGCAGCAUCGGCCGUGCUCUCUGCCCAGCAUCAUCCACCACUGCCUACCUCUCCACCGAUACCGAACGGUACUCCCGCCGCAUUUGGGUUUCCAAACGGCAGUUCUGCGUUCAAUCAAGACCUGCCUCUACGCUCUGCGUCAUUACGAGCAACAUCGGAUUCGCGCCCCGCCAGCCCACCACCACCGCCGCCGCCUCCGCCAGCGCGGGCUGAUGCGACGUUCCCCCCGCCAGAACCGCAGUUCCGACGACCGGAUGCGACCCACUCCCCUGGACAGCCCUCGACAUCCUCGGUUGACGUAGACGAUGGACAUCGGCACGUUGACGAUCAUAGCCCUGCUCGCCCAAACGGUGUCGCUCGCGGGGAAACUCGUCCUUCUCGCUCUUCGUCGCUCUCGUCUGCAAGCCUCCCCGCUUCCCCCCUUGCACGAAGUCAUGGCUUCCAACAGCAGGUCGGCACGCAAGCAACACCGCCAAAGGACCAGCCGUCACCGCACUCCCCGCGAACAGCGACCACACCACACUCGCCGACAACACCCCUCUCCCCGCCAAUGAGCAGCAAUACCGUUGGGCUCAACCUGCCGUUGCGCAACGAGUCGCUUCCCCAGACACCCCUUCCUCCCCUCGCAACCUCUCCGACGCGCUCCACCAGCCUCGCCCCGGAACCCCCUGCUGCUCUCCGAUCAAGCACAUCGUCCCAAGGGUCAACAACCACCGUGGUCCCGGAUCCGAUUGAAACAGAAGUUCCCCCGUUGCCGAUUACUUCGAAUCAGGCGGCCACGAGUCCAGUUUCAACCGUGUCUUCGACCGCGACACCCGGGUCCCCAGAAGUUGCGCCAGUUCCAGCUCCAACGACGCCUGUUCCUGCACCCGCAGCAGCAACACCACCCGUCCCCAACGGAAGGGUGACACCCGACUCCAGCCGUAAUGCCAAGGCAUCCGAGUCGCCGCGAGCGCCUCGAACGUCGCCACGUCCUGACCGGAAGUCACCGGGGCUUACCAUCGACCCCCCACCUCCCCCCGCAAGCUCGCACAAUAUUCGUGUCGUCAGCCCUCCACCCAUUCCGGGCCCGCAAGCGUCAGCCGUGCCACCGGCAGCCGUUCCCAUCAUUCCGGCCAAGAGUCCCCUUCGUCCACGAACAGGUAGGCUUCGUUCUGGCACGAACACUGGUGCAGUCCCGCCUGUACCCAAACUGCCGGACAACAUUCCGCCCGUUCCUCAACGCCCGUCGAGUGUCCACCACGUGUCGACGACGUUGCAGCUCCCUGAACAGGAUCCCUCAACCUCAGGUUCCUCAAGCCAACCACCGGCCAGCGAGUCAUCGGGAGCUACGGCCCGUGCCGAAGAAGCAAACCAAACAACUGACAGUGCGACUACUGAAGAGCCCAGUGCUGUUACCACUGCGUCGUCAACUUCGUCCGAGCCCCGCACGUCGCCUUCGGUUGCGGUGCCCUCCCAGCAAGCGCUGGCAGCGGCCAUCCUCGCUCCAGUCCAGAACACGUACGGCGGCAUUCCCCUCACCGCGCGCUCGGACCCUGCAGAAAGUUCAGCACAACCGUUCGCCAAAGAUUUGUCGUCGUCGCUCUUAGCGUCGCCAAUUCCGUUCGACGACUCGGGACCGCCAUCGGCUCCAGCUUCAAACCAGAACAUUUGGGUCGUCAGCUCGGGAGGGAGCGCUUCUCGCCCAACCAGCUUCUUGGAUGCGUCCACCUCUACGGCUUCCACCAUCUCAACUUCGGUUUCCACCACCGACAGCCUUCUGGGACGAUCCGAGGCCGGCAUCAUGGAGGACGCGACCAUGUACGACAAGCGCGAGUCGUUGGACGACGAAAUCAUCAGCAGCCCGACCGCCCUCUGCGAUCUUUGUCCUUCGCCCACCAACUGCCCCCACACGACGCUCAAGAAGCAAACGUCACUCCCACGCGUUACGCCGCUGAAUCUCGACGUGCACAGCAAGGUGCUUCCCGAGCUGCCGCUGCCCAGCCCGAAUCAGCCGCUCUCGCCACGCACACCCACGACGCCUGCGCGCCCCCAGCAUGCCCAGCAGAAUACGGCACCACCGCGAUCGCCUUCGAUGCCCACCCUCGUGCGCAAAGAGUCGCCGGCAUCAGUGGCAAGCCAGACGACUACCGAGUCCCAUGACCAUCUCGUCCCUCGACCUCGAAUGCGCGGACCUGGCCCGGACGGCAGGAGCAACACGACUGGUCACUCGCCACGACCACAGAGCAUGGUCAUUACCGGUUCGCCAUUGCCGUCGCCCAUCUCACCGAGUCUGUCUCGCCGUGCGCACCUGAUUCGCGAGAUCGCCCACACGGAACGAACGCAUGCGAACGAUCUGGCGUUAAUCACCGACGCCUAUGUCGGUCGUGUGCUGCGGACUGACUCAGGACUGUCUUCGCAAGGGUCGACAGCAGUCGAGGCCGACUCAAACGCCAGCACGCCGGGUGCCAGCACGCCAGGUGUCGAGGCUGUCCAGCCCCAGCGCGGGCACGCACGUCGGCCGUCCUACGGUCUGGCCGCAGACGAGCACGGCCGGGUCGAGGGCAAGCGACACCACCAGGAGCGACGGAUGAGUGGGCAGGAUUCGGCAUGGGCCCAAGCAUGGAGUGGUCUCAUGUCGCCUGUGCUGAAGAGCCCGAAGGAACGGGAGGGGCACCACCAGGGCAAUGGCUCCAUGGACGGCAUGUACCAGUCGUCUGCUGGCGGAUCGUCGUCCUCGUUCCAAAUGGUCACUCCGCCGGUACAGUCGCCUGCCAACUCGUCGGCUCCGGCGUCGGCAUCGACAAACAACGGUUUCACGAGACUGGGCGGUAUAAUGAACCCGCAGUCGGGCAAGCCGCUGUCGUCCUGGGACAUCAAGGCCGUUUUCCUCAACAUCAACGAGCUCGCGUACAUCUCUGAUGAGCUUGCAAAGGAGUUUGACCAAGCGAUCGGGGACGCGGACAGUGAUCCUGGCACGCCCGGUGUUGACAGUGUCGGCGACAGGUUAGGCGAGGUUUUCAUGAAGAUGGCUGCAGCGUCCAAGCGAUUACUCGAGCUGCAGCAGGACCCCGGAUACGCCCAGUACCUGAACGACUGCUGGGGACAAGUCAAGUCGCACACGCACGCCUGGAACCUCGAUUCGAUGUUGAUCAAGCCCGUGCAGCGAAUCACAAAGUACCCGCUGCUGUUUGAGGAUCUUUUGGCGUGCACGACGCCCUCGCAUCCCGACUACCACUGUAUCCAGAAGGCGGCCGAAGGAGCGCGCACGCUCGCGCUCGAGAUUGACGAGGCCAAGAGACGAAAGGACGUUAUCAGCAGCGUCAUGAGCAAGUCGCAAUCGACGAUCAGCCUCGUCAAGGAUCCCAAGGCCGGAUCAGGCGGCCGACUCUUGAACCUGCGGCGUUUCAAGAAGGACAGGCUGAACGGCGCUGGCGGCGAUAGUGGCCCACCCGAGAUCACACCCUACGCGCAGGCGCAGCUUAAGGAGCUCGUCUCAAAGCUCGAGAACAGUGACAAGCAAGUCCGCCGCAUGACUCGUGAGGUCGUCGAAUGGGUCAACUCGAACAAGGUCUUGUUGCUCAACGGUCGCGACACCAACCUCGACUUGUUGCGCUGGUACACGCUUGAAGGACGGGUCAUGAACGAUGUCCGGGCAGCCAAGGUCGCGGCGUACAAGUCUGUGCUCGACAGCUGCAUCAACACGAUCUGGCAGGAGAUGAAUGACCGCAUCAACAACUCGGUCCUCGCCACGCUGGGCAAGAUGAUUGAUGCUGCGCGCAAUCCGCUGGCCAUUAUAGAUCGGCUGAACCGCAAGUCUGCCGAUUACGCCCGGUACCAGGCGCACCGACACGCAAAGAAGUCGAUUGACCGCCUCAUGAUUCAGGAAGCAACCGACUAUGUCGCGAUCCACACGCAGCUUCUCGAGGAGCUCCCCGUCUUCUUGGAGAGUUACUCGAAGAUUUUCGAGGUCGCAGUGUGCGCCCUGACGAUGGCGCAGACGCGGUACUAUGGCAACAUGCGCGACAUUACGCGCGCAUUCACGACCCAGUUCCUCAGCGAGCCUACCGAGAGUAGGCUCACUGAGACUGGUGAGAUUCAAGAGGUCCCGAUUGACAUUUCGACAGCCCGCGGUAUCCACAAGGCAUGGCUGGACAAGUUCUUGGCCCCCAAUAACAUUGCAAAGGGGCUUUUAACAACCAGCGCGGAUUUCAGAAGCGAGUCGCGUAGAGGUCCCGGCAGCCGGUCGACGAGUCGUACCGAGCUGCGCUCCCCGAAUCUGCGACAUGCGCCGUCGUUCAUCACCCGGCCAAAGUCGCGCAACGAGUCUCGAGCAGGCAGCGAGUCGCGCAACGGCAUGCGCGCCGAGUCACGGACGGAGCAGCUGCGCUCCGAGUCGCGGGCGGAGCACACGUCGGACUCGGGCGACGAGCGCGCGAACCGGCGCCGAUCGCGCUCCCUCAGCGGGCAAUCCACAGCCGUAUCCGACUCGGAGAGCUCGUCGCGGUUCGCAUCGCUUAUCCGGCGCAACAGCCAGCGCAACGGGAGCGCGAAGAAGGGCCAUCGCAGCCUGCGCCCGCCCAUGCCCGAGGGAUUCAUGGAGCGCAAGGCGAACGAGCACACGCUCUCGGUCGCGACGUCCGAGGACCGCCUCUCGUCGCACACACAGCAGUCGCAGCAGUCGCAGCAGAGUGGCGACUCGCAACGGUCGCAGACCUCGGCGCUGACGCAGGACUCGCGCCUCUCGCUGUCGCCGCGCUCGCACCAGUCCCAGCUGGAGAAGACGCUCUCGCACGACUCAACUGCGGAGGAAAUCGCCUCUCGCCUCUCCUUCGGCCUCCCCCGGAUCCACACCGAGAGCACUCCGCUCCUCUUUGACAGCUUCGGCAUGGGCGGCAAGCCGUACCGCGCCGUCCUGGACGAUGCGCAGGUCGACUCUCCCAUGGAGAACACGCCAACAGACCUGGCGCCAGCGACAUCCUCCUCCAGCCCCCGGUCGAGCGUGACGGACGUCGACGGCGACCCCUGGGCCGCAACAGGGAUCAACUAUGCGUGCGCCGUCGUGGCCGAAUUCGACCCGAAACAGCUGGGCGACCGCAAAUUCAUGGGCCUGCCCUUCCUCACGCUCGAGGUGGGGCACGAGGUAGAGGUGCGCCAUGAGAUUGGCCGUGUCGCUGUCCUCCCCAACUUUCCCUAUGCGCAUCUCGGGGUCGAGAAUGACGGCGCGGUCGUCUGCCGCGCCGAGGACGGGCGGUAUGGGAUCGCCAUGUGCUCCUUCCUUGAGCCGAUACAGGAGCCCGUUGCUUCGCAGAUCUGA
Messenger RNA from Trichosporon asahii var. asahii CBS 2479, 6447 nucleotides. RefSeq lists its product as uncharacterized. The coding region runs from base 1 to 6447 and encodes 2148 amino acids. The record is from RefSeq and is a predicted model, not a curated record. Gene Ontology annotation, molecular function: guanyl-nucleotide exchange factor activity. The transcript is spliced from 3 exons. Lineage: Eukaryota; Fungi; Basidiomycota; Tremellomycetes; Trichosporonales; Trichosporonaceae.